AUGGAUUAUAAGAUGAAGGAGAAUAUGAGCUACAUGCAGAUGUCUCUACCUAAUUACUCGUACGUCUUGAACCUGGAAAAAAAUUUUAUUUAUUGGGAUACCGUGACGCCAAUGAAUGAUCAUUUGCCAUACUGCAUCGUAUAUUGUGCUAUCUACGUCAUUCUAGUUUUUUCUGGGAAGUAUUACCUAUCAGAUAAGCCAAAGUUCGACCUAAGACGUUGGCUUACUUUAUGGAGUUUGAUGCUUGCGACGUUCUCCAUCUUUGGCUUUCUUCGAAUGGGAUCAGAGAUGUUCCACACUUUAAGCAAUUAUGGGUUUUACUAUAGCGUUUGUGUUCCAAAUUUCCUUACGCGAGACCCCGUUGCAGCAUUUUGGACGUUCUCGUUUACAUUGUCGAAGAUAGUAGAACUCGGUGACACAGCCUUCAUCGUGUUACGAAAGCAACCAUUAAUAUUCCUACACUGGUAUCACCAUAUAACUGUUCUUCUUUAUACAUGGUACUCUUAUGGGGAAACUUCAGCGACUGGCAGAUGGUUCACUACGAUGAACCUCUUCGUUCACUCGUGGAUGUACUCUUAUUACGCUCUGAAAGCAAUGAGAUUCAGUCUACCAAAAUGGAUAGCCAUAACAAUCACUAUGCUACAAUUGUUGCAAAUGGUUAUAGGUUGCGUUAUAGUCUUUGCGGCUUACUACUACAUGCAAAUCAACGAAUGUAACGUUACACUUUCCAACAUCAAAUUUUCGUUGCUAAUGUACUUCAGCUAUUUCAUUCUAUUCGCUAGAUUCUUCCAGCAGGCUUAUCUAUCUAACGAAUCUGGAGACAAAGCUAAAAAGGCAUAUGCCAAUAAAACAUCAAGCAAUGACAAGGUCAAGAUAAAAUGAAAGACCAAAGUUUUGGAAAACUUUUUGGUAGUCUUCAAAGGCUUUUUUGAAAACACAGAGAUGCGAUUUAAGAAAUGUCACUUAGAAAUAUGUAGCUUUUACGAGUCUUUCUUAACUGAAAGACGUAAAAGAUGUUUGUGAUAAAUGAAAAUGCAUAAUAUUAGUGAUAAGUAUUAGUUGCACAUUUAAUUUAGCAAUCAAUUUUAUGAUGACUAGUUUAGCAGGAUCAGCGUUACAUGUAUUAUCAAUGAAUUAACAAGGAGCUCCUUGAAAUCCAAAAGCAUCUUUUGACGAAUUUUUAUGAAGUUUCUGACAAAAGAGUUCGCGAGUAUAGAAAUAUUUAGAAAUGUAACAUUUCAAAAAUCAAUAAUUGUGAAAAAUAUCAUCGACUUUUUAUCAGAAAAGUUUCGAAUUGUUAUUUUUCUAUAGCGAAGAAUAUUAAUUAUUAUUAAUACUUCACGAACUAAAGAUAAAUUUAAGAUUUCAGUAUUCUAAAAUUUCAUGAGCAAAUCUGAGAUAAUGUAUACGCUUGUUCGAAUGAAAAUUUCAAAUGACAGUGCUUGCGCAUAAAGAAUUCUCAUUGUGUACUAUU
Messenger RNA from Bombus huntii, 1474 nucleotides. RefSeq names its product elongation of very long chain fatty acids protein 6-like. Gene Ontology annotation, molecular function: fatty acid elongase activity. The record is from RefSeq and is a predicted model, not a curated record. Gene Ontology annotation, cellular component: endoplasmic reticulum membrane. Bases 1 to 882 code for a protein of 293 amino acids. The transcript has 2 exons. Gene Ontology annotation, biological process: fatty acid elongation, polyunsaturated fatty acid; sphingolipid biosynthetic process; fatty acid elongation, saturated fatty acid. Lineage: Eukaryota; Metazoa; Arthropoda; Insecta; Hymenoptera; Apidae.